Messenger RNA from Uloborus diversus, 3748 nucleotides. Its product is annotated as ATP-dependent RNA helicase DHX30-like. The transcript is spliced from 15 exons. Lineage: Eukaryota; Metazoa; Arthropoda; Arachnida; Araneae; Uloboridae. Gene Ontology annotation, molecular function: G-quadruplex RNA binding; ATP binding; DNA helicase activity. Gene Ontology annotation, cellular component: intracellular anatomical structure; cytoplasm; nucleus. The record is from RefSeq and is a predicted model, not a curated record. The coding region runs from base 139 to 3618 and encodes 1159 amino acids.
GAGAAAUAAACGCACAUGUUUAUGUUGUUAUUGUGGAUGAAUGUUUCAUCAUUUUCUAAUGUUUCUGUGUGUACUUAUGGGUCUUUUCUGCUUUCUUCUGUGAUAUUCAGAUUUGUUCUCUCUUCUCGUUGAACAAUCAUGCGAAAUGCGGGAUGUAUCUUCGCUUUAAGAAGUUUAUUACAAAGUUCGAGAGUGCGUUGUUCUACCCAAAACAAGCUAUGUACAAAUCAUGAUUUUAAACGUACAUCCGUGAAACGUUUAUCAUCCAGUUUACAGUCAUCUCUUCAAAAUGCUACCGAAACUGAUAUCAAGCAACAAGCUGAUGUACUUCCAGAGCCCAAAAGAAUUCUUUGGAAACUCGUCAACGACGCUUUUGCAGCUACUCAAAAGUCGGAAAUAAAACCAACAGUAACUGUUCAACAGAUUGCACAUGGGAACGAACGACUAUGGAAAGUUAAACUAAAUAUGAAUUGGCCAGAAAGAUUUGAAGUUGAGGGUAAAGCAGCAAGGAAAUUAGAAGCUGAGAAUUUAGCUUAUCAGCAUGCCAUCCAGAAGAUGAAGGAACUUGGUGUUUUAGACUCGAAUAACAAGCCAGUGCUGCAAAAAGACAUUGUGACAUUUGGAGAUUCUAAUUUAAGAGUUGCUAAAGGGAUUUUAUGUAACAUCUUCCAAAGAAUUUGGAUGAAACACGGAAAAAAGGAGUAUAUACCAGAAUACAACACUCAAAUGAUCUCUGGUAUCUUUGGCAAAGAAAACUAUUGGAAAUCAGAACUGCUUCUCAAGUAUCCCGAAGAGAAACGCUUCGAAGGAUCGUCCUCCAGAUUACGAGAUGCUGAGGCCAUAGCUGCUGUUAAAGCUCUGCAUUGGCUGUGGGAAAAGGGGGUCAUCAACAAGAAAAAGCAGUUAGUCGAAGUGUCCAAGUCGGAGGAGGCUAAACUUGCUGCUUCUCAUUUUGCUCCACAUUCUCUUUGCAUACCUCCCGAUUUGCAGGACAAGAUGGAAGCAACUUUGACUCAAAUUGAGGCAGAAAAAGAUGCUUUAAACUUCCCAGAAUUAAUUAAAACUGAAAUGGAUAUAAAAGAAAGUCCGAUCGUAAUUCAUGAUAUCAUCACUGAAAAAGUUUAUUGUGAGCCAUCAGAGGAAGAAAUUAUUCAAAGAAGCAGUGAAAUGUACGAAAAACAGGUUUUACUUCAAGACUGUAAAGAACCAGAAUUUCAAGAACUGAAAACAUUUAGAGCUGAGCUACCUAUCAACCAGAAAAGAACUGAAAUACUAAAACUGCUAGAAGACAAUCAAGUAGUUGUUUUAUCUGGAGAGACUGGCUGUGGGAAGACAACCCAGGUACCUCAGUUUAUCUUGGAGGAUUACAUCAGCAAGAAGAAAGGGGCACUGUGCAAUAUCGUCGUGACUCAGCCUCGACGAAUAUCCGCAAUUUCUAUUGCUGAAUGUGUUUCUUCAGAAAGAAAUGAAAAGGUUGGGGAUACAAUCGGAUAUCAGGUCAGGCUGAAUAAGAACCUUCCCGAAAAGAAAGGAGCCGUUCUAUACUGCACCACCGGCAUGUUAUUACGAAAAAUGUGCUCCAACCCGAAAUUACAAGGCGUGAGCCACAUAAUCGUCGACGAAAUUCACGAGAGAAACAUACCAAUCGAUUUCUUAUUGAUACUCUUGAAAAAAAUUUUAGAGGAGAACAAAAGCAUCAAACUUUUAAUGAUGAGUGCCUCUUUCAAUACUUUUACAUUUUCACAAUACUUCAACCAUUGCCCAGUCAUCCAUGUCCCUGGGAAAAUGUUUCCGGUGAAAGAAUAUUUUCUGGAAGAUUUACAUUACGUAAUUCCCGGUGUUAAAUACCACAGACCGAGUGAAUCGGCUCUCGAUGCUGAUCUCGUCGCCAAAGUUGUAAACCACAUCCAUAGCACUCAAAGGCCCGGUGCAAUCUUGUGCUUCUUGCCUGGUUGGCACGAAAUUCAAGCCGUGCAGUCAAAGUUGCUUUCUGUUGUUGAAGACGAAUCCAAGUUGAUGAUCUGUCCAGCACAUUCCAGGCUUCCUCAUCGUGAGCAGCAAAAGAUUUUUACAACACCACCUCCUGGUACGAGGAAAGUUAUUUUAGCCACGAACAUUGCAGAGACUUCGAUUACGAUAAACGACGUAGUUUAUGUCGUCAACUGCGGACUGCAUAAGGGGACGUCUUUUGACUGCGAGAGGGGGAUUGCUUCAUUGGGAACUCAGUGGAUCACGAAAGCCAAUGUCAGACAGCGUAGGGGUAGAGCCGGGAGAUUGCAGCCUGGAUUGUGUUACCAUUUGUUUGAUAGGAAGACGUUCAUGACGAUGGAGGAAUAUCCCACUCCAGAACUGCUGAGGACGCCUCUUGAAAGUGUCAUUCUUGAUUGCAAGCUAUACUGUCCAGAUACUAAAGCAGAAGAUUUCCUUUCUAUGGCUUUACAACCACCUUCUAAAUCAGCCCUCCAAGCUGGAAUCAGCGAACUUCAACUUUCAUCCAUAUUAGAUGACGAAGAAAAUCUAGCCCCACUAGGAAAAAUUAUAGUAAAUUUCGGCACUCAUCCACGAUUGUCUGUUGCACUUAUUUAUGCCGCCUUCCUCAGAUGUUUGGAUCCUGUCUUGACAAUUUGUGCCAUGCUUACAUUAGGGAAAGAACCUUUUCUGAAUAACGUCGAAGAUAAAUCUAUAAUUAAAGAAGUAAAAACACAAAAUGAUAAUUAUCUGUUCAGUGAUCACUUAGCACUUGCCAGAAUUUUCGCAGAUUGGGAAAAAAUAAACGAUGAGUCAGACGUUGCAGAGUACAUGAAGAACAACUUGCUGGAUGAAAUAAGUCUAAAUUUUGUUAAAGAGCUCAAGAGUUUGUUUGCUGAGAACCUUUUCACUGUGGGAGCCAUUAACAGUCUCGAUGCGUUUUCUGACCCAUCAGAUGAAUGCAACAGGAACAGCUCACACAUUCCCAGCAUUUUGGCUGCACUUACUGCGGCGUUUUAUCCUAAUAUUAUGAAAAUAAUUGAAGGAGAUAUUUCACAUGGGCGGUUGAACAAAGAUAGCAUUUCUUAUUCCCUUCUAAACGGACAAAGAGGGCACAUUCAAAGGGAAUCUGUGGCAUCUAAGGAAUGUGAGCUGCCCAGUCCUUGGUUCAUAUAUUUUCACGCUUUGAAAUCUGAUGCUCGUAGGAUGAUAAUGACUCCUGCUGUUUCAUCUGUGCCUGGGAUAUGCCUGGCUCUCUUUGCGGGCAAAGAGUUAAUACAGCCAUCGAACACUGAUGAUACAUCAGACGAUUUAGUCACUUUUUCUAUAGACCAUUUCAAGAAAUUGACUUUUUCAUGUUCAAAACGAGAAGCCAACAUUUUAAUAAACUUUCAGAAACAACUUCAUGAAAUAUUCGAGAUAUAUUUACAGAGUCUGAAAAAUAAUAACGUUGCUGAAUAUGAGCAAAUGUUAUCCAGUUUUAGAACAACAUUUCAUCCAGUGUUAAAAGAGAUUUUAGAAACGCCUCAAGUUCCUUUCACCAAGGGUGAAAGCUACAAAUUCAUAAACAACACUCUAGUAUCAGAGAAAAGCUGUUUUCCGAUCCCUCGGAGAAAUGGGGGGUGCUGUCAGUGCUGGAGAAGACAAUGACGAACUGAUUGACAAUUUAGUCGAAGCCGAGUACAUAAAAUCUCCCAUCGUUGAAAGAAUUUUCAGAGCUGUAGACAGAGGAGAUUAUUAUUUGGAAGGAUGCAAAGAGAACGCUUACAGGGAUCUGGCA